Cetraspora pellucida is the source of this 528-nucleotide messenger RNA. NCBI's taxonomy places the organism in Eukaryota, Fungi, Glomeromycota, Glomeromycetes, Diversisporales, Gigasporaceae. The record is from the annotation of a GenBank genome assembly.
AUGUAUAAAAUUUCUAAUAAACAAUAUUAUACAAAUACAGAAAGUGAAUUAGUAUCAGAAGUUCAGCCAAUUCAGAGCAGCUGUAAUGAUAUUUCAAAUGAAAGUAUCAUUUUAGGGUCUAAUAAUUAUAACGAUGUUUCAAAUGAAAGUAUUAUCUUAGGGUCUGAUAAUCAAAUUAAUGUUGGUGGAUCUGAUAAUCAAAUUAAUCAGUGUCAACAGCCUUCAAGAAAAAUUAAUUGCUCCUGGCAUAUUAAUCUUACAAAGCCAAAAUCAUUAACUGAGGUUGGUAUUACAAGUAUAUAUAAAGAACAUAACCAUCCUAUGUUAUGUGAUGUAGAAUUAUAUGCUUCUAAAUAUCGAAAGUUAACAGAUAGUAUGAUGAAGAACAUUAAAUUCUAUGUUACUAAAGAUAACAUGAAAGCAAAACAGAUAUACUCUUUACUAGUUGCUAAGUUUUCAGACUAUGCUAUAUUAAAAAAGGAUAUUUAUAAUGCUAUAAAAAGGUUUAAACCACCUCUUACAAGCUGA